Frieseomelitta varia is the source of this 1870-nucleotide messenger RNA. RefSeq lists its product as uncharacterized. NCBI's taxonomy places the organism in Eukaryota, Metazoa, Arthropoda, Insecta, Hymenoptera, Apidae. The transcript is spliced from 5 exons. Gene Ontology annotation, biological process: cilium assembly. Gene Ontology annotation, cellular component: ciliary transition zone. The coding region runs from base 266 to 1537 and encodes 423 amino acids. The record is from RefSeq and is a predicted model, not a curated record.
UUAUUGAUCUUACAAUCUCACUAUACGUAUCGUGCAAAAUAUGAGUGUUACAUAUUGUCUUAAAUUAUUGAUUUUUUCCAAGUAUCUCUCGUAGCAUAUUACAAGCGACAACAGACGGUUACUAUGGAUACUUUCCCCUAUUUACGAAAGAAUUCUCAGGUAUUAAAGUGUUCUUGUUUCCAGUGAGGCAGACACGUUCAAAUAUGACGUAUUUUAAUCACAUUAGAAAGAUUGAACAUUUUUACGCCAUUGGAAAAUCAAUAAAAUGAAUCGAUUGAACGAAAGAGUUUCAAGACGAUGGAGUACCCCGGGAACCUCGCGGAGAAACCAUUCAAGCAGUAGUGAGGAAUCUUCGUCACUUACCGACAGCACUGAGCAUUCACUAUGUGUGCAAAAUACUAGCACGCCUCUUAGAUUUGAAUGGUCAAAUUCAGGAGAGAUCAACAGGUCCCGACGAGGACAAGGAGAUAUCGAGGACACAGAAGAAGUAUUCUCUGACAAAAAGGAAUUGAGAAAAUUUCAGAGACAGAAAGAGCGUGCCGACCGAAAGAGAUAUCAGGACAAUCAUGAAAGACUGAGAGAAGGACACGACCGACGUGAGAGACAAAGGCACGAUAAACGUUUUGAAGAUUCUGCGAAUAAAAGGCAGAAGAAAACAUCUAGUUCAGAAUCUUCGAACAAGAAUUAUGGUGAAAGCGACUUUGAACGCUCGAAAAAGAAGAAACGAGGUGACAAUGAAUUGCCCAUUACGGAAAUAUUAAAAAGGUCGCAAGAGAAUGCGCAUACUAAAUACGAGCACGAAGCGCCACUACCUGUAUUAACAACGGAUAAGGUUUACGUACAGCAUAGGGGUGGUUUCAGUGCAAUGAAAAUCAAUCAAAUAAAGAAUUCGUCCAGUGAUAAAAAAACUGAAAGAGAAAGCAGCGUUGACCUUGACGAUGGUCAAAAUUCUCCGCCUAUAAAGAUGGCCAUUAUGCUCCAACAAUUUUGGAAAAAUACAGGUUUUUUAUACCAAGGUCUUUUAGGCGGAUUGGCGCUUGUGCAUUUUAUAAUGUUACACGUAUUUUUCAAUAAUUCCAUGGAAUUCAUUAUGAAAUACUCGACAUUUUGCGAAAUUUAUACAAACGUCUUUUCAUUUCUUAUUGUCAUGUGUAUCGUUACAACGUUCGACAGAUUUGAUUUAGCACGAUUCGACGUGGAACAUCUGCGUGAGCUUUACUUCGACUACAACAAAGCAGUAAUAGCAGUUCCUUUGUACCUCGUCGUUUUCUGUCUUCAUCAAGUCAACGCAGGAACCGACAAUCAAUUAACUUUAAUACACUAUUACAAUUCUAAUGACUCCGCGUGGCAAAAUGUAACUAAUAUUCAAUCUCUUCUGGAUGACUUAAAUAGUUGGCAAAAGAUAUCGAUGUCUAAAGAUUUACUCGCAUUCUUUGCCUGGUUGUUCAUUUCCCUUGGUACCAAGGAUGAUUCGUUUCUAAUGUACUUGCAAUCGAUGGAGAAGUAUGCGAACGAUAUUGAGUCUUCCAGACGGUAAACUGAUCAAACUUUCUUCGGUAAAGAUGCAUUAAUUAAGGAUAGGAUACAUAUAAUAUAGAGGAAUUUAGAUAUAAUUAAUAAUUGAUAAAUAUUAAUUAUUAAGAAUAUUUGAGAUUUUACUCACGAAAGUUCGUUGCAAGAUUGUAAAUGAGUACUUAAAAUUAUUAUAUCGCGUCUUAAAUUGAAUUCCCCGUAAUUAUAGGUUCUUUAUUUUACGCAAGAAGAUUUGUAAAUUAAUUCAAUAUAACGUAGAGCAUAAGUUCGAUUCUACCAUUGACUAGGUCUAAUCCAUGUAAUAAUUAAUUGAUUAUAUAAAGAUUUGUGUCUGAAA